Molecule: messenger RNA, 1338 nt
Organism: Microthlaspi erraticum
Lineage: Eukaryota; Viridiplantae; Streptophyta; Magnoliopsida; Brassicales; Brassicaceae
Source: the annotation of a GenBank genome assembly
AUGGCGGCCUCUGCUACAAUAGUGCCUAUGGCACACGAAAGAAAAGUUGAGAAUCUGAGAGACUUUAUGGUGAAUUUGGCGAAAUCGAGAGGCUUAUUGCUUCCUGAGACUAAGCUCUUCGAACAGAAAUUCGUGGAGCUGUGUUUGUCCCGUGUUCCUGAUCAUCCCACUUAUUCUGCUAUGAUUCUUGUUGCUAUCACGGAGCUGAAGGAAAAAGGUGGCUCUCGUGAAGAAGCGAUAUCAGAGUUUAUAAAGUCCAAGUACAAGAACUUGCCAUUUGCUCACACGAGUUUGCUCAGUCAUCAUCUAGCUAAGCUUGUGGAGAAAAAAGAGAUACUUUGUGACUACAACAACUACUGUUACACUCUCCCGGGGGAGAAGGAGAAGAGUGAUGCUUCCACUGAUGCUAGCGCUGUGAAGAAGGGGACAAGGAGUGAUCAGCGAUUGGCGAUUGAGGUUGUAACUCGCAAAAAUGAGGAAGAAAGUGUUAGAGGUUUGAAGUCUGGGGAAGAAGUGAGUUUGACUGAAUCUCGAACACGCUCCAAACGUAGAGCAUGUGGUGCCAUUAACGUUGUUGAAGUAAGGCAUACAGAAGAUAAUGGAGUCAAUGUAUGUCUAAGGGAUUCUACUGUUGAAACCCUUAGGGAAGAGGGAGUUGCUGAAGAACCACAAGUGGCUGUAGAAAAUAGUGAGACUGAAGGUACGGUUGAAGCUAACAUUGAUGGUGGUGAAUUACAUGAGGUGGGUGUUGUAGAUGAGCAAAAUGAUGUGUUGAUGGUAGAGUCUGGUAGAGAAGAAGAAAACCCAAUGGGAAGAAAAGCGAAAUUACGAAGAACAUCUAACACGAUGAAAGAAGCAAGUGUGGAAGUGAAGAGUGGAGCUUAUAAAACACUUUGGGAAUGCCAAACCGAAACAUGCGGCAAUAUCAUUGCUCUUGAGAAAAUGCUAAAGCAGUGCAAAGAGAAAGACCAGCUGAGUACAGCUGUUUCACAAAUUGAUGAUGUUUCUCGUUUGCCUCUAUCGAAGGAAAGCUGCAAAGAACUGCAAAAGAUUGCCCAAAAGAUAGAAAGCCAGCUCUCUGAGAUCAUCAAUUCCUUUGAUGAAGCCGUGGUUCCAUCUAAUCGAGGAAUUAGCAAAGGACUCUUCAAAGAGGACCCCAAGAUCAAAACUCCUUGCGAGAACAAUGGAUCUGAAAAACCCUCCAAACAGCAUGAACAGAAGGAAAGAGAGAUUGGUUCGCAGAAGAAACCACGGGCUAAGAAAACAAGAGUCAAAAGUCUUCGAGACAUAGGAACAAGAGUAGUGAGGAAAUCGCCUCGCAUGCAUAAGCCAACAUGA